UUUAAGGGCAAUCCUUUACAGAGGGAUUAAACGGGAGCUUCAUCUUCAUCUCUUUCUCUGUCUCUAAUGGCUUUUCUCUCUCUAUCCAAUGGGCUCUCUUCUUCAAACAGGCUCUCCUCCUCGUCUCUCUUCUUCCCUUCAACCUCUAAUUUACACUCAAAGAACCUUCAUUUCCAUCAUUUCCUGAAAAAGCAACCCUCAGUCCCGCAUCGCAGGGCCCUCACUGUGAAAGCCAUGGCUCCUCCAAAGCCUUCAGGAAAACCCAAAAAAGUGAUUGGGAUGAUAAAGCUUGCCCUAGAGGCUGGGAAAGCAACUCCUGCUCCCCCAGUUGGCCCUGCUCUGGGUUCAAAGGGAGUAAAUAUAAUGGCAUUUUGCAAAGAAUACAACGCUAAGACUGCUGAUAAAGCUGGCUAUGUCAUUCCCGUGGAGAUUACAGUCUACGAUGAUAAAAGUUUCACAUUUGUUCUGAAGACCCCUCCUGCCUCAGUUCUCCUUCUUAAAGCUGCUGGAGUGGAAAAGGGAUCAAAAGACCCAAAGUUAGAGAAAGUUGGGAAAAUUACGAUAGAUCAAUUGCGGGCCAUUGCAACUGAGAAGCUCCCUGACUUGAACUGCAUGAGCAUUGAGUCAGCAAUGAGGAUCGUUGCAGGCACAGCUGCAAAUAUGGGUCAAGGAGGCUCAACGUUGAAAUGUGCUUGCUUAGGCAUAUUUGCUGCUUCACCCAUUUAUUUCUCCAUGUUGUUGUUGUUGGCUGUUUGUAUUGAUUCUGUCUUUCUCAAUUCUCUUCUAUUGUAAAAAGGAAGAGGAAUUAUCAUGUUUUCUAUGUGCGCGAAGGAAUGCAAGCCCUCGUGGAGUUCAUUCUCGAUUUCUCAGAAGGUUGGUAUUAUCCCUCAGAUCUUUUUUUAAAAAAAUAUACUAACAAAGGACCCAUUUACUCUCUACAAGAUUGGGAACCCUAAACAAGUAUGCGUGUUAUGGUAAUCUAGGUCUAUUUAAGUAGGUCAAUCCGAAUAGUGAUGUUU
Molecule: messenger RNA, 1019 nt
Organism: Amborella trichopoda
Lineage: Eukaryota; Viridiplantae; Streptophyta; Magnoliopsida; Amborellales; Amborellaceae
Gene: PRPL11
Product: plastid ribosomal protein l11
Biological process (GO): translation
Cellular component (GO): ribosome; cytosolic large ribosomal subunit
Molecular function (GO): structural constituent of ribosome; large ribosomal subunit rRNA binding
Source: RefSeq, a predicted model, not a curated record